Linnemannia hyalina is the source of this 2397-nucleotide messenger RNA. Lineage: Eukaryota; Fungi; Mortierellomycota; Mortierellomycetes; Mortierellales; Mortierellaceae. The record is from the annotation of a GenBank genome assembly.
AUGACUAAGAUUGGACUCAGUGACGCCCUCAUGGAUGGCAAGGCAGCAGAGCGCCUGGACAAGUUCUCGAAGGAAGAGCUGAGGGACCUUUUUACGUUUCAUGAGGACGAGACGUGCUUGACUCAUUCGCUUCUGAACUGCGACUGCGCUACCUCCACUUCCACCUCUACCACGUCAGUGCAUGCCCGCACUGUGACACCUGGUAUAAGAAAUCAGGGCGAGCGGGCCUGUUUCUUAAAAGAGCCGUCAGCAGAACAGGUCAAGAAUGAGUUGCUGAAGGAAUGGACACAUGUUGAGGUGGAUUCUUGGAGGAAAAUGGUUCGACAACAGGGCAAGGAUCCUAUAGUGCCAGAGUUGUCUGUGCGAGAUCGGAUCCUGUGGAAGGUGCUAACAAAGAGGUCGAGCUCUAAUCAUCUGCGACAGCAAAUUACUGGUGAGAGUGACCAAGAGGAGAAUGCUGAGGAGAGCGACGAGGAUGAAGGCGAUCAGGAUGUGAAGGCGGAAGGAGGACGGACCAGCGAGGGUAGUGUUGUUAGCUUUGGCAACGGACUCGACAAUGAACCCUACAGGACCGUUGCCCCAACUACUACCACAACAACUAUUGCUGCUACACCCGCCAUUUCGACAGCAACACCGUCAACAACAACAACAUCAACCACAACAUCAUCAGGAGCCGUCGCACUAGAGAUUGGUGGCUACAAGGUCCACCCGUCAGCCUUGGCCCCAAACACCACCAUUACUGGAUCCUCAUCCAGCGCAUUCACCACCAUGACCACAGGACAGCUCGCUGCUACCCUGGCAGCAAACGACUCUCUCCGGAACAACAACCACAACAACAACAAUACCAAUAAUAACGACCGGUCCGGUCGCCCCAACUCUUCCGACUCGAGCUUUAUUUCUGACUUUGUUGUACGGCUACUGCCAAUUGCCUUGGGCUCGCUGGUGGGCUAUAUCGUUUACGUCUACAAUGUCCGUCUCUGCAUUGAUUAUAUCCUGCAUUUUCUCAACCAGCCCGUCCAAGCAGGAAUCUACUUGGGCGUGCUCAAUGUGUUUGCACUGUUGUUUUAUGUAUCGUAUGCCCGCACCAUAUUUAAUAACCCUGGAACUCCCUUGAAGCCACCGAAACGGAAUCCGCUUCCUCCUAUCCCUCCUACCACGACUCCAUACCGUGCACAACCUGCAGGAAAAGGAGACGCCUCUAAUUCGAGCAGGAACAACAAUGGUCAUUCUGCGCUUCAACCUGUCAGCAGUACCACGCCACUGCUACCAUCGACACAAUCUGGCGAUCAGUCGACUUUGUUCUCGAGAUACCAGACCAUGAAGCAAUCAACGUUGCUCAACAUUACGGAUGGACAGGGACAGGGACAAUCACAGGAUAUCGAAGCGGCACACGAGGCGCCUGCUGCGACUCUGAGCAUUUCCAAGAAGGACGGCAGCCCUCGCUGGUGCGAGCUGUGUCAGAUUGUCAAGCCAGACCGCUGUCAUCACUGCAAGGAAUGCGACCAGUGUGUGCUCAGGAUGGAUCACCAUUGCCCAUGGGUUAACAGCUGCAUUGGAUACAACAACUUGAAAUUCUUUUACCUCUUCCUCCUGUAUGCCUCACUGCUGUCGAUCUGGGUCAUCAGCACUACUAUUCCGAUCUUUGUCACGGCCUAUUCUCGAUGUGAGCAGAACAGCCUUUUCGCAUGGAUGCAACCGGACGGACUUCAGCACCCAUCCGACUGCGUCUUUGAUGUGCAAUGGGCAGUGAUUACAGUGCUAUCGUUUUUCCUGACUGCGUUUAUCAUACCCCUGACAGCGGCCCAUACGAUUUAUAUUCUCAACAACCGGACCACCAUCGAAUCACUACAGGAUGCCAGGAGCACCUUUAUUCGCGUUCAGUACAGGAAUGUGAACCCUGCGUCGAUGUAUGCGCCCGGAGUCUCACCUCCCAGGUUCAACGUCGUUUUGGUACAGCCUGGCGAAAGCAUGUGGGAUCGAGGUUCCUGGAACGCCAACUGGAAAGGAAUCAUGGGUCCAUCCUGGUGGCUAUGGUUUCUGCCGUAUGCAAACACUCCGGGAGAUGGCAUCCAUGAAGUCUACAAUGAGCGCGUGUAUGAGAGACUGGUAGCAGCUCCACAGACAGGAUAUGGCCAGCCUUCAGUGAGACCUCUGGGUAGUCGUGGGUAUGGUUCAGGAGCAACGGAUGCGGUGUCAAGUCAGUCGACGUUGAUUCCAGGAUCGACAUACUCGACUUUACCACCGGCGACAUUGUCAUUGGCUGUUCCGUUAGGGAGUGGUGGAUGGUCCAAACCUAGGACAAGUGAGGAGAGUGAGGAGAGUGAGUCGAGCAUAGGCAGUCUUGGACGGUCUCUUCCUACACCCCAUUCAUCACCUCGCAUGGAACCACGGGAUUAG